Messenger RNA from Acanthopagrus latus (yellowfin seabream), 1991 nucleotides. RefSeq names its product myotrophin (gene mtpn). The transcript is spliced from 4 exons. Bases 328 to 687 code for a protein of 119 amino acids. Gene Ontology annotation, molecular function: protein binding. Gene Ontology annotation, cellular component: nucleus; cytoplasm. NCBI's taxonomy places the organism in Eukaryota, Metazoa, Chordata, Actinopteri, Spariformes, Sparidae. The record is from RefSeq and is a predicted model, not a curated record. Gene Ontology annotation, biological process: regulation of barbed-end actin filament capping.
CCGGGUUACUACAACGGAAAUACUUGUGGCUCUCAGAAAGGCGGAUCCCUCUCAGCCACUUUGCCUUUCAGAACUUCUUUUGAGCCUGUUUCUACCUGUCAUUCACCGGCGGGUCCCCGUUAAACGCCAAAUCCUCCUGAAAUCGCUUCCUCGGGUGUUGAGACGACAUCGUGUUCAGUCGAGCUCCGCGGCGGUGCUCACUGCGACGACUGGGAGAGUUUUCCAGCUCUAACGUUAGCUAGCUAACUUUUAACGCACUAGCAUUCAACUUGACAACUGCCCUGCAGCACCACAGGGAAGGAACAACACCGUAGCAAACACAGGAAGAUGGGAGAUAAAGAUCAAUUGGUGUGGGCAUUGCAGACCGGGGACCUGGAGGAGGUUAAAGCCAAAGUCAUAACGGCUGAAGAUGCAAACCGGACCCUGCAAGGUGGAAGGAUGCCGCUGCACUACGCCUCAGACUACGGCCAGACAGAUGUGGUGGAGUUCCUCAUUUCUAAAGGAGCAAACGUCAAUGCUGUAGACAAACACGGGCUCACUCCACUGAUGUCUGCCUGUUACGAGAAUCACAUCUCCUGUGUCAAGGUCCUGCUAGAAAAGGGAGCUGACAAAGACCGAAAAGGACCGGACGGCUGCAGACUCUUUGAAGUUGCCGAGAGCGAAGCCAUGAAAGCUCUGCUCAAGUGAGACACCACAGUGUGGGAGGUGGCUGGACAGGUGGGUGAACGGACAGACAGAUGGAUGCAGUGGUGCCCUGACAGAAGGUGGACUCGCCCCUUUAACCCCGAUCAACCUCUGUCUUAACACUGCUUUUGUCUGUUUGUUGGAGGGUCAUUUUGUCUGUCUGGUGAUUUUCCUUUACCUUGUUUAUUAUUUUUCUUUCUUUUUCUUUUUUUCCCCAACUUUUUGGGGUUAGGAUUUACUCUUCCUUUUGGCCUCUGUUUCUAGCCAUUUAACAGAAGGACUUGUCAAUUACGUCUCCCUUAGGGACCACUGGGGGGAGCGCCCUCGCACCUGGAUCCUAAAACACUGCUCAGACUAGAAAUCACUCAGUAAUGUAAACGCAAAAGCUCAGCACCUAAAUACACAUUUCUCAGUUGCAGUUCUCUCUUGAAACGGUAAAGAAAUCAAAUGGUAAUAGAUCAGCAGUGUGUUAACUUUUUUUUUACAACUUCUGUAUAAGUAUUGUAUGGCGAGGGCUUAAUCUCAUGAACAGUAAUUGCACUGUACUAUACUAGACUGAAAAGAAAGGUCGUAAACUUCACUAUUUGAACCUUUCGGUGUGUGUGGCCUCUUCCUCUCCCUUGAUUUGUUUUUUUAAGUGACCCAAACUGUCCCUCCAAUCCUUGGAAUUUUGCAAAACGUUGGUUAAGAGAGGUCCAGAGGUCAGCUUUUCCUUUUCUACUUGGCAUAUCACUUACAUAUCAGAUGGUGUUUUUUGACUAAUUUUACGUUGGCAAUGCAUUAAAAGAAAAAGAGAUAUUCUGUGUUCUUUGACCAAUCACCAUGCUGGCUACUAGAAAGACUUGAAUGUUGCAAUUUUAAAAAAAUAAAUCUGUUACUGAAUCCAUUUUGAAAGCAAUGUUAACGGCACUUAAUAGAAUAAGGAAUUUUAGAGAUUUGUUCAUUUUGUCAUCCCUAGAGUGAGAUUUUUCGAGCGAAGAUUCCCUUUUUUGUUGCAGCUUCUCUGUGUAUUUUGUAUUUGACAGGUUUUGGGGGCUCUGAGUGAUGGUUAAUGGGGGUUAGAGUUUGUAACUGGAUGGUGGGGGCUGUUAGUAUUCCCCUUGCCUUGGAUUUGGUUCGAAGCCCAGCCUGUUUUGCUGCAUGUCAAAACUGCCUCUGCUUUUACGCUAUGAAAUGGUUGCUGGUCCUCUCUUGGUUGCUUUAAAAAAAUGAAUUACUACAAUGUAAUGGACAAAAAAAGAUGCUCUUGCUGACUUUGUUGUGACAAAAAGUCUGUAAAAACAAAUAAAAAGAUCUAUAAAAAUGUU